Molecule: messenger RNA, 2047 nt
Organism: Chlorella variabilis
Lineage: Eukaryota; Viridiplantae; Chlorophyta; Trebouxiophyceae; Chlorellales; Chlorellaceae
Exons: 9
Coding region: 23-1612 (529 amino acids)
Biological process (GO): photorespiration; biosynthetic process
Molecular function (GO): pyridoxal phosphate binding; L-alanine:2-oxoglutarate transaminase activity; L-alanine:glyoxylate transaminase activity
Source: RefSeq, a predicted model, not a curated record
GCGAUCUAGUGUGUCUGCAGUCAUGUGUAUGCUCUGUGUUGCCCGCAAGGGCUCCGCCCUCUCAAGCGGUGCUCGCCAGCUGCUGAGCAACUGGCAGUGCCCAGUGAAGGCUUCUGGCUCCCAGCUGGCCCAGGGACGGCUCUUCAGCAGCCUGCCCGAGCCUGCGCACGAGCCCACCCGCCCGAACGAAGUGGAGGGCAAGGUGGCCCACCCCUCCCUGCUGAAUGAGGACCUGCUCAAGGCGGAGUAUGCCGUGCGUGGGGAGCUGUACAACAAGGCGAUGGAGCUGCAGAAGCAGGGGCGCGAGCUGAUCUUCACCAACGUGGGCAACCCGCAGCAGCUGGGCCAGCAGCCCAUCACCUUCAACCGCAUGGUCACCUCGCUGGUGGCGGCGCCCUUCCUGAUGGGUCACCCCUCGGCGCCCUCCAUGUUCCCCGCGGACGUGCUGGAGCGGGCCAAGAAGAUCAACGGCAUGUUUGGCGGCGCGCUCGGCGCCUACACCGACUCGCGCGGCAACGCCGGUGUGCGCCAGGAGGUGGCCGACUUCAUCAAGCAGCGCGACGGUUACCCCUCCAACCCAGACAACAUCUUCCUCACCGACGGCGCCAGCGUGGCGGUGCGCCUGCUGCUCAACGCGCUCAUCCGCGACAGCAGCGACGCCAUCCUGGUGCCCAUCCCGCAGUACCCGCUGUACUCAGCCUCCAUCCAGCUCUACGGCGGCACGCUGCUGCCGUACAACCUCAAGGAGCAGACGGGGUGGAGCAUGGACUUCAACGAGAUCAGCCGCAGCGUGCACGACGCGCGCAACCACGGCACCAACGUUCGCGCCAUGGUGUUCAUCAACCCGGGCAACCCCACCGGCCAGUGCCUGACCGAGGACAACCUGCGCGACCUGGUGCGCUUUGCCGCCAAGGAGAAGGUGGUGCUUAUGGCGGAUGAGGUCUACCAGCCCAACAUCUACCAGGACGAGAAGCCGUUUGUGAGCGCCAAGAAGGUGCUGGGCGACCUGGGCAAGCCCAUCAGCGACAGCGUGGAGCUGGCCUCCUUCCACACCGUGUCCAAGGGCGUGCUGGGCGAGUGCGGCCUGCGGGGCGGGUAUGUGGAGCUCACCAACUUCCACCCGGGCACCGUGGACGAGCUUUACAAGGCCGUCUCCAUCAACCUGUCCCCCAACACCACCGGCCAGGUGGCCAUGAGCCUGAUGGUCAACCCGCCCAAGCCCGGCGACGAGAGCUACGCGCAGUGGAAGGCGGAGCACGACGAGGGCCUGGCCUCGCUGCGGCGCCGCGCCCACGCCAUGACCGACGGCUUCAACGCCCUGGACGGCGUGACCUGCACCUUCACAGAGGGAGCCAUGUACUCCUUCCCCCGCCUCCACCUGCCGCCCAAGGCCAUCGCCGCCGCCGCCGCCGCCGGCAAGCCCGCCGACACCUUCUACUGCCUGCAGCUGCUGGAGGCCACGGGCAUCGUCACCGUGCCCGGCAGCGGCUUUGGGCAGGAGGAGGGCACCUUCCACCUGCGCACCACCAUCCUGCCGCCCGAGGCCAAGAUCGGCGAGUUUGUGAAGCUGUUCCAGGACUUCCACAAGGCCUUCAUGGCCAAGUACGCCUGAAGCACGCCACCCCCUGCGUGCCUCCUGCGCUACUGACAUCCAGCGCCUACUGACCUACUUCAGUUUGCAUGCAACGGAGCGCACCCAGGCUCGAUCCAGUUGGUGCCCUCCCGACCCACUUGCCUGGGCGCUCCCAGCUCUUGUUUUCCCUUAGUUUCCCGCCUGCUUUCUGAAGCCAGCAUGACAUCAGCAGCAUUCAUCCCCCAUGUACUUUCUCCCUUUUCAUGUCAUGACACUCUUCCGUCGGCAUUUCCUUCCCAUUCAGCACCCAUUCAUCCAUUCCGUUCCGCUGUGUUUUUGUUGUUUUGAACGAAUGAGCGACCGCCAUGCACUCGCAUUUUAUCUUUGCAGCCUGCAGGCUGACCCUGCCAUGCCCUUCCUGUGCACUGCCCUGCUCUGGAGCCGAGCUCCCGCUUGGUAAACCAACUUCUCAGG